AGUUGGCAUAAAUGUAUGGAUCAUUCUGAUACUAGAUUUCAAAGUACCAUGGAUAAGCAUGUUAAAUAUGUUAUUUGUAAAAAUGGUCAUAAUGUUUGUAUAGAUUGCCUUACGAGCAAUCACGAAAGCAAUGAGAUCUCUGUUGAUCAUUUUGUUUGUCCUACGUGUAAUAAACCUUCCGAUAGUCAAGAUAACGAUCAAAAUGCGGAACACUAUUAUAUAAAGGCAAGCGAACAACUUAAACUUGAAGUCUUAACACAUCUAGACAAAAAUAAGCUCGAUAUGAAUAGAGAAUUGAGAAAAUUGAACACGGAAGCCGCUGAUGAAUUGAAAAUAAUAAUGGAACGUCAAGCAGUUCAAAGAGCCGAAAUAAUUGAAUUCUUUAAUAAAAGAGGUAGAAACGCUCAAGAAUUAUUGGACAAUAUAACAUCGUCUAGUAAGAAGUUUACAGAGUCGAAAUCGGGGAAGAACGAUUCAGAAUGUUCAGAGUUAAUUUCUAAGUUUCAAAAACGUCUUCACGACCUCCAAAAAGAGAUAUUAGAAAACAGAGUUUUUUAUCAAAGAGAUCAUAAAAGGAAUAAAUUUAAAAAUAGUACAGUUUCUAUAAUUGAUUACCAACAGCCUAUAAUCGAAACUAAGAUCUAUUUGAAUAAAUUUCCAAGAAAAGUCAUAGUAUCAAAAAAUGAAUUUUACGCCUUUACAUCCGAAAUAGAACCAUGGAGGAAUAGAAUAUAUAAAUUAUCAAAUAACGAAUCAAACUAUUGCGUUAAAUGCGCAGUUGAAGAUCUUAGUAUUGAUGAAGAAAAUGAAGAUAUAUAUUUCCUUUGUCCAAUGUUACAAAACAAUUAUCAAAGAGAUAAAAUAUUAUUAAAAGUAGGAGCAUUGGAAAAGAGACCGGAAAUAGUUGUUUUUAAGACAUUUUCAACUUUAGAAUCGUUUAAGAAUGUACAGUUUAAAAAUUCAAUUUGCUUUUCAACAUUUGAAAACUUUUGGAUAUUUAAUAAAAAAGAAAGAUCUUUAAAAUUAUUGAAAUUUUCAAAUUGGAUACAAAAUUUCAAGAUAAUAGGAGAUAACGCCUAUAUUCUUCAACAAGAUAAGAAAGUAUAUAGAAUCGAUAGCGAAAAUAAAUUAACUUCUACAAUUGACGUUAUGCUAUCUAUUGGUGAUUUUUCAAUUAGAGAAGAUAUCAUUAAUAAAUUGGAUAUUGGAAAUAUACUCCUCACCGAUAUCGAUUACGUUUUUAUCGUUGAUCCAAUAGCUAACUUAGCCCGUUAUUAUCAUCAUCAGAAAAUCUUUGAGGAUGGGCGUAUUACCAGCUAUUUGUUAACCGACGACAAAGUAAUCUUUUGUCUAAGAAAUAAAAUAAAACCCGGCGAAUUAAUCUUCAAGCACUAUGAAAGGAAAAUAAAUUAA
Dimorphilus gyrociliatus is the source of this 1413-nucleotide messenger RNA. NCBI's taxonomy places the organism in Eukaryota, Metazoa, Annelida, Polychaeta, Dinophilidae. The record is from the annotation of a GenBank genome assembly.